AUGGACCCAGACCCAUCUGCAGGCUGGCAGGGCCUCCGCCAGGCCGAAAAUGGAUUGGAUGCAGGACCUCCUCCCAGCAUCCACCUACUUCCCUGUGCAGAGUUGUACCCGGCCAGUCCCAGCUCUUCUCCGUUCCACCCCACCUCCAUACACCCCUCCCUCUAUGAGUACGCCUGUGCCGAGGACUGUGGGGCCCAGCCUCCACCAGACAUGUGCCAGUCCAGCUCUAGGACCAAAGCCUCUGCACCACUGCAGCUUGUUCUGUCCUGCCAGGCCCGCCACUUGCCCCUGCUGCCCCACUGGCCCUGCUCCUACCCCCCCUUCCCCACUGCCUGCCCUUGCACCCCGAUGAAUGCCCCUGCCCCACUGCUGCCUGCCCCUCAGGGGCCCUCCUGCCAGGCAGUGGGCAUCAACAUCUGGAUCCUCCUGGUAUUUGCAGUCUCUGCUCUCGGGGGCAGUGACAGGGGCCGGAAGAAGAUUGUCCACGUGCUAGAGGAUGAGUCAGGGGCUGUGGUGGUCCAGACAGCACCAGGAAAGGUGGUGACACACCGAGGGGGAACCAUUGUCCUGCCCUGCCGCUAUCACUACGAUAUCUCAGCCCAUGAUGAGGAUGAAAUCCGCCUCAAGUGGACCAAAGUGACUGACCCGUUGGCUUUCCGUGAUGUCUUCGUGGCCAUGGGCAAGGAGAGGCGGGCCUUUGGUAGCUACCGGGGUCGGACAUCCCUGCAGGAAGAUGGCCCUGGAGAUGCUUCCCUGAUUAUCCGAAAUGUCACGCUGCAGGACUAUGGCCGUUAUGAAUGCGAGGUCACCAAUGAGCUCGAGGAUGAUGCUGGCAUGGUCAGCUUGGACUUAGAAGGUGUGAUCUUUCCCUACCAUCCCCGCCUGGGCCGCUACACGCUGACUUAUCCUGAGGCACAGCGGGCGUGCGCCGAGCAGGACGGCAUCCUGGCGUCCUAUGAGCAGCUGCACGCGGCAUGGCGCGAGGGUCUGGACUGGUGCAACGCGGGCUGGCUGCAGGACGGCUCGGUGCAGUACCCGGUGGGCCAGCCGCGUGAAGAGUGCGGCCGCCGCGAGGCUCCCGUGGGCGUGCGCAACUACGGUUAUCGCCACAAGGAGGACGAGCGCUACGAUGCCUUCUGUUUCACGUCCAAUCUGCAGGGUCAGGUAUUCUUCCUGAAGCCCUAUCGCAAGGUGAGCUUUCCAGAGGCGGUGCGGGCGUGUGCGGGCAGCGGCGCCGCGGUGGCCAAGGUGGGCCAGCUGUACGCCGCGUGGAAGUUGCAGUUGUUGGAUCGCUGCGAGGCCGGCUGGCUGGGCGACGGCAGCGUGCGCUACCCCAUCGUCAACCCCCGGGCUCGCUGCGGAGGCCAGAGACCGGGCGUGCGCAACCUCGGUUUCCCGGACAAGAAGCACCGCCUCUUCGGCGUCUACUGCUACCGCGCGCCCGGCUCGCCGGACCCAGGAGCAGCGCGCUGGGGCUGGGGCUGGAGAGACCCAAGCGCCUGGCGGCCCCUGCACGUCUAG
Messenger RNA from Trichosurus vulpecula (common brushtail), 1521 nucleotides. It is a transcript of the gene HAPLN4, whose product is annotated as hyaluronan and proteoglycan link protein 4. The transcript is spliced from 7 exons. The record is from RefSeq and is a predicted model, not a curated record. Gene Ontology annotation, biological process: cell adhesion. Gene Ontology annotation, molecular function: hyaluronic acid binding. NCBI's taxonomy places the organism in Eukaryota, Metazoa, Chordata, Mammalia, Diprotodontia, Phalangeridae. Bases 1 to 1521 code for a protein of 506 amino acids.